AUGGCCUCGUGGUAUCGGCGAUUCAUUGCGAAUUUUUCCGAAAUAGCUGUACCGCUUACACGCCUAACUAAGAAAAACGCACGCUGGACAUGGGGAACCGAACAGGCAGAGGCGUUCGGCACGUUAAAAACAAAACUGGUCUCCGCUCCAGUCCUGGCCUGCCCAGACUUUACGAAGCGUUUUUUCUUGCAGACAGACGCAAGCACUUCCGGUCUCGGUGCAGUCCUCACGCAACAACACGAGGACGGAGAAAGAGUUAUUGCAUAUGCGAGUCGAACUUUAAACGCGGUAGAACGAAAUUACUCCGCGACCGAACUCGAAUGUCUAGCGAUCGUCUGGGGAAUCCGGCGGAUGAAAAGUUAUCUGGAAGGCUAUGCCUUCACCGUCAUAACCGAUCACCAGAUACCGUCGAGGGGUUCAAAACCGCGUGGCAGAUGCGCUGUCACGAUACCCGGAAGUCUGCGCUAUCGAACGGAAGAAGUGCCGCUGGUACGACCGAGUGCAGGAAGAAGUAAAACAGGAUCCAGCCUCCAGACCGGAAUACAGAAUCAAGGAAGGAAAGUUAUACCUGCACAUCCUACAUACACUAAAUUUCAAGGAGAUAAGUUAAUAAUCACGGACACGCCUAACAAACCGUUCGAGAAAUGCGCCUUAGAUAUUGUCGAACCACUAAUCAUUACCACCAAUGGAAAUAAAUACUUGUUGACUUUCCAGGAUAAUCUAACAAAAUUCAGUAAAGCAAUACCGAUACGGAAUCAGGAAACAAAUACCGUUAGCAAGGAAUUUGUUACAAAAAUAAUUCUUGAGCACGGAAUACCGGAAAAAAUCCUGACGGAUCAAGGAAUGAAUUUCAUGAGCAAAAUCUUUAAAAAUACCUAUUUAGUACUGACAAAAGCAACUAUCACGCCAAAGGAUUAUAUCACUUUAAACAUCCUCCAAGAAGAAAGUGUUUCCAUAUGUCCUGAUUUAAAUUUGACGCAGGUAACCCGUCGUAAUGAUCUGUAUGUUGAUGCAACACCCUGUACAAUCUUAAAAUCUCUAGAAAGCGGUUUGAACAAGCCAACAUCUCUCAGAGCAUUUGUACAAUUCGACAGUCAAUUCACUCAAAAAGUAAACAACAUUUUUGUGACAUUGAGAUUGAACGAACCUAACUUUACUGAUGAAAUAAUACAAGAGUACCAAAUGCAAUGUUCUUUCUUCGAGGACUUUAAAGAAACCUGCGACGAUAAAAAUAUCACAACUACAAAAAUGGAGCACACGGUGCACAAUCUAACAUCUAACACGACAUAUUAUUUUCGAGUACGUGCGCAUACUAAAAUUGUUGCUGAUCCUUACACGGAUUUAAUCAAUGUGUCGACUACACAUGAAAAUCCAAUACCUAAAUUAUUAUUCACAACGAAUCGAGGUAUUGAAAUAUUGGACGUGGAUUUAAACGUUACUAAUUUCAUAACAUCAGAAAAAGUAGAAUAUGCCGCUUAUUCGAUACAAGAGAAUAGAAUUUAUUGGAUUGACAAAAAAAAUCUAAUGACAUUGAAGAUUAAUGAAAAUAAUGUCACAAAAAUAGCUAGCUUUGAUAAUGAUCUAUCUAAUCUCUGCAUUAACUGGGUAACAAGAAAUCUAUAUUUCGAGAUCAAAGAUACAUGGUCCUCUUAUGUUGUAAAAUUCGAUUUAACAAUGUGGGAAAGUGGCAUAAUUAAAUUUGAUGAGCUUUUGGAAACAAAAAUUAAUGACUUUACUUUACGUAUAUCACCGUCUAUGGGAUACGCUUUUGAUAAAUCUUUACAACCAUAUCCUCCAAUGAGAUGCCUGACACCUGACGAAAAAGUUUACAAUUUUGAGAAUGUGAAUGCAACGGCAAAUAGCAUCUUUGUGAAUCUUCCGGAGCCGGUUGUAAAGAGUGGAUGCAAAAAGUAUAAUUUACCAACUACUAUAUAUACUAUCUCUGUAAGCUGUCCAUACAACAAUCUCAACAAGUCUGAGAAAUUCAAUGUGCUGCGAUAUGUGACAUACGAGCGAUAUUACGAGAUUCAGAACUUAACACCAUUUACGGAGUACAAGUUGAAGUUUACUUUAAGCAAUUUUUACUUUGAUCAAUUAUCAAUAAAUCCAUUCGAUUCGAAUGUGAUAUCAAUAAAAACUAAUUUGGGCAGGCCUAAGCCAGAAAACAUAAGUGUUUUGGCUUUGACGCCUACUAUAGCAGUAGUUCAUUGGAUGCCAUCCAUGAAAUUGAACUGCGCGGCCGUGACCUACGAAGUGCAUUGGAAGUCAGUUGCAUUAGUGAAUGGCACGCAACAAGAAGGCAAACAAUUUAUCAAUGUGCCGAAACGUAUGGUAGACGGCAGAUUUUUCACAAAGAUUAACUUGUCGCUAUCAGUACAAGAUUACUUGAUAUACGUGCGUGUGUAUCCAAUUAAUUUCAGCGAUUUCUACAACGAGAGUUUAAGCAAGAUCGUUCACAUAUACUCAGAACCAAACAAUAUUACUUUAAGCGGGGUCAACAUAAAUAGCAUGAACAUUUCAUGGAUCUCAAACAUUAAUCUGAUGAUCUUUUUUACACUAGAGUACAAAGAUGUUGCAGCAGAAAAGUGGCAAACAAUGUAUUAUAUUAAAAUGAAUUAUAACAAUGAAGUAAUGUACUAUAUCGAAAAUUUACAAUCGGGAACUUUAUACAAGUUUCGCUUGAUAUUGAGAUACCUCGAAUAUGAGGAAACUUUUAUAUGGCCGGCUGAUGAAAGAUUUAUUUUUUCAACACAUGGUAGCAAACGUGGUAAGCAAAUGAAAAUACCCAUACAACACAAUAAGAUUACGGAUAUAUUGAAAAAUAAUUUCAUUGCAAUAUUACAAAUCGAAUGCGAAAUUCUGCUGAGUUAUUGUUAUAAGAUUGCGAUAAAGUUAAGCUUUUUGUCUUCAACAAUGACCGAUGUAGAAUUGGCGAUUCUACAUGAAGUAUCUUGCCGAAACACUCAAUUCAAUAUGAUUUACAGUCCUAUGUUACAUUAUAAUCCGGAUGAAUGUGCGAUAACUAAAAUCGCACGAAAUCAAAUUACACUCACAAAACAUCUUGGUAGCGGCGCAUUCGGAAUGGUGUAUCAAGGAAAGGUAAAGGAUUUAGAAAAAUCGGGCACAGAGAUAUCCGUUGCAAUAAAAACGCUUCGAAAAGAUGCUUCUUCCUAUGAAAAAGAGAAAUUAUUAAAAGAAGCCAAGCUUAUGAAUCAUUUUCGACACAAACAUAUAUUAAGAUUGUUGGCCGUUUGUUUAGAUGGAGAUUCUUCGUUACUAGUAUUGGAAUUGAUGGAAACUGGUGAUCUGUUAAAUUUGAGAGAUUGUCGAAAUUUGCAAGCAUCAGAUUCGCCUGUUCUGCAUUUGCAGGAUUUGCUCGCCAUGUGCGAAGAUGUUGCGCGAGGUUGUUGCUACUUGGAAGAGUUGCGUUUCGUACAUAGAGAUCUAGCGUGUCGCAAUUGUUUAGUAUCUUCAAGAAAUCGCGAGGAUCGUAUCAUCAAAAUUGGAGAUUUUGGAUUGUCCAGAGAUAUCUACAAGGAUGAUUAUUAUCGCGUGAAAGGAGAAGGUUUGCUUCCUAUUCGCUGGUUGGCACCCGAAUCUUUGAUAAUGGGAAUAUUUACUUCUCAAAGCGAUGUUUGGUCAUUUGGAAUAUUAAUGUGGGAAAUUACAUCGUUGGGUGAGCAACCUUAUAGUGCCAAGGCUAAUGAAGAAGUGAUAAAUUAUGUACGUGCUGGAGGCAAGUUACCGAUAACUCUUAACUGUCCAUCAACGUUGUACCAGUUGAUGCUGCGUUGCUGGAAUACAGCAGAUGCCAGACCAAAUUUUAAUCUUUGUCUGAAAAAUAUUAUAGCUUUAAGAAAGGACACGGAAGAUGCCUUACUGAGUCCAGUCGAUACUAUUUAGCCGAUAUAAUUAAAUUAAUGUUUAUCUUAUUUUCCAAACGAUUCAAUAAAUCUUAAUGUAGA
Camponotus floridanus (Florida carpenter ant) is the source of this 3965-nucleotide messenger RNA. RefSeq lists its product as uncharacterized. Gene Ontology annotation, cellular component: membrane; signaling receptor complex. The record is from RefSeq and is a predicted model, not a curated record. Gene Ontology annotation, molecular function: nucleic acid binding; transmembrane receptor protein tyrosine kinase activity; ATP binding. Gene Ontology annotation, biological process: cell surface receptor protein tyrosine kinase signaling pathway; DNA integration; multicellular organism development. NCBI's taxonomy places the organism in Eukaryota, Metazoa, Arthropoda, Insecta, Hymenoptera, Formicidae.